AUGACAUCGAUGACUACACGAUGGCUGUUAUUGCUUCUAUGUUUUGCCUACUCUUCACACAGCAUUCCAUCACCUGACAAUACCAGAUCUGUGGAUUUCGGUCUGGAAGCGCAUGACAGGGUAAAAGACCUUCGUGUGAAAUUCGAAUCCACUCUUGUUGGAGAUGACGACAAUGCGACAUACUUUGAACAGAUCCGUGCGAGCACGAGCAACAACACUGUCGUUCGGAUAAAAAUUGCGAAGGAACAUUUAAAAUUUUUUGAUAAUUCCGGAUCACGACAAUUUCCUGCUCAUGUGAUAUAUUCCAGUAAAAUUCCCAUUCAUCUCUCCUAUGACUUGGAUUCAAUCCAUGCUGCGAAUCUGUCUGAUGUGAAGUGGUACUGGCUCCCACCUGGAGUCGACAAAAAUGUGACUAUACCUCUGAAUAUAACGGCAAAACAGAUUGGCCUGUCUUAUGUCCGUUUUUGGAUUAAUGAAGGUGUCGCUCGAUCAACAGAUGAGAUUCAAUCAUGGGCCCUAACGAACUCGAAUCAUGAACUAUUGAAGAAUCUGUCUGGAUUAAAAUUAAAAUCCGCGGACUUCCCCGAAUCCGAAACAGUCGGCUUCCCCUUAUUGGUGCUUCGUGCCCAGGGGGUUGUACAGCUGAUAUUCCGCAUCGUUGUGGUCAUCUUGGUGAGCAUAUUCAUCUUCACAAUGGGAUGUGAGCUUGAUAUUGCAGUGAUGAAAGCCUAUGCCAAACGUCCAGUCGGCCCAGCCAUCGGUUGGGGAUGCCAGUUUGUGAUCAUGCCUUUGGUAAGUCCUCUUUGA
Molecule: messenger RNA, 807 nt
Organism: Echinostoma caproni
Lineage: Eukaryota; Metazoa; Platyhelminthes; Trematoda; Plagiorchiida; Echinostomatidae
Source: the annotation of a GenBank genome assembly